AUGGAUCUGGCGAAAAUCACCGACGGCUUCGUCAAGCACGAGACCUCGUCGUCGUCCUCUUCUUGCUCCACCACCAACACAGGGCCCACCCCAGACUUGUCUCCAGUGACGCCCUCCAAGGAAUGUGAGAAGCGGCCACGAGAGGACGACCCUGAAGAGUCGCACGACACGAGCGCCGGCGCCAACAGCAACAACAACGCUAGCGUGUCUCUCAUGUCCACCCCAGAGCCCAAGUCGUCGUCUCCCCCCGGACUGUCGCAUUUCGCACACCUGAUGCAAAAGUCGGACACCAUGUACCGACAGAACCUCAACUCGGACCAGUACAUCUACUCGGACGAGGAGAAGGAGAACCACAAGACUUCGGGCAAGCCCCACACCCCCCAGGUGCCUCAUACGCCCUCCAGUGUGCCGACACAACAACCCCAAUAUGCAUUUAUUUCACAUUCCAUCACCUCGUACCCGUCGAACGAGCCUCAGAUUGACAACGCACGGCUGGCGCGCCGAAAACGACGCCGAACGUCUCCCACGGAACUCGCGCUGCUGGAGCAGGAGUUUGCCCGCAACCAGAAGCCUCCCAAGCACAUUCGCGUCGACAUUGCCCGCCGAGUCGACAUGACUGAAAAGGCUGUGCAGGUGUGGUUCCAGAACAAGCGGCAGAGCGUGCGAAAGAGCAUGAACAAGAGCAUGACCGAUGACACCUCUUUCGCCGACUCUUCGUUCGCUGAAACUACCUUUGACGAGACAGACGGUAACUCCACAUUCCUGUCCAAUUCCAACGUCAGCACCAGCGUAAGCAACAAGUCAAUCACUUCUUCCAUCACAGACAACAAGUCGCCCCUGGCACAGUCAACCACCGCCGACUCUGUUGCCAACGCCAACGCCAACGCCAACGCCAACGCCAACAACAACACCGCAUCCACUUCCUCCACAAACGACUCCGAAAUUGCAUCCGUCGCCCCCAAAACAAACGGCAGCUCAUUCUCUGUUUUCGAAGAUACCCCCGAGACUCCCGCGAAAAAGAAACCCAGUGCUCCGCGACUGUCCAUGCGUGGUGGGAAGGCUACUGUUAUCUACGCCGGCAAGCCCAAGGGUGUCACGCUGUCCUCGGGAAGACGUCUUGGGGUCCCUGCCACACCCUCCUCUCCCGCCAACAACAAUCUUGGCCUGGGAGGCUCGCCUCUGGCCACAUCGUCUCCUAUGACCCAGCGGACCGCGUCGCAACUGAACCAGGCAUCUGCAUCUUCUCCCCUAUCGGCUGUUAAGUCCAAGUCUUUUGGAACUGCCGAGGAAAGCCUGGCUGCGACGCUCAAGAAGCGGCUUCCGUCCAUGCACUACGACCUGCCCGUGACCAACAAGACGUCGUCUGUGCGCCAUGGCGUGAGCUCUCCCGUGGUCGACGCCGGCAGCCGUGAGGCCGAGUGUAUUUCCAAUCUCCUCUCUCUUCGAAACGGAGGACGAUGGUAA
Messenger RNA from Yarrowia lipolytica CLIB122, 1464 nucleotides. RefSeq lists its product as uncharacterized. The record is from RefSeq and is a predicted model, not a curated record. Gene Ontology annotation, biological process: cell differentiation; regulation of transcription by RNA polymerase II. NCBI's taxonomy places the organism in Eukaryota, Fungi, Ascomycota, Dipodascomycetes, Dipodascales. Gene Ontology annotation, molecular function: RNA polymerase II cis-regulatory region sequence-specific DNA binding; DNA-binding transcription factor activity, RNA polymerase II-specific.